Halichondria panicea is the source of this 2012-nucleotide messenger RNA. RefSeq names its product scavenger receptor cysteine-rich type 1 protein M130-like. Gene Ontology annotation, cellular component: membrane. Lineage: Eukaryota; Metazoa; Porifera; Demospongiae; Suberitida; Halichondriidae. The coding region runs from base 74 to 1744 and encodes 556 amino acids. The record is from RefSeq and is a predicted model, not a curated record. The transcript has 10 exons.
UAUAAUUAUGAACUUUAGUUCCUGGCUGUCUAAACAUCUCUUGACUUGAAGUUGACAGUCAAAACAGAUUGUCAUGGAGACUCUUUUCAUAGCAGUUACACUAGUGCUCAUCACUACUGCACAAGGUGUCAGAAAUUGCACUAAUGGAGAUUUUGAGCUUAUCCAGGACUCAGCUGAUACUAGGAUAGUUGGUUAUGUUCAAUACUGCUUCAGAGGUGAAUGGGGGAGAGUAUGCAGAUGGAAUGGACACGUGACAUUGUGGGAUGUCAAUGAAGCUGCAGUUGCUUGUAGGCAGCUGGGAUAUACAUCUACAGGAGAUGCAUAUGUAAAUCAAUGUGAUAACACCUGGUCUAGAGGAUUUGUAGCGGUGAAUUGUAAUAAUGGUAUGGAAAGCUCUCUUGAAGACUGCAUACCAAUGGAAGAGGUUCGGCCUGGCUGUGACUGUGGCAAUCAAGCAAGGCUACGCUGUGAGCCAGCUGACUGUACUGAUAAAAACAUAAGACUGUUGGGAGGAUCCACUGACAGAGAGGGACGAGUGGAGGUGUGUGUGGGUGGUCGCUGGGGAAGUGUUCAAACAAAUCAGUCUUUGGAAGUUGCUGAAACUGUUUGCAGAAGCCAAUCACAAACACUGGACUUCUACAGCACAUCACCUAGUUACGUGUCACAGUUUGGCUACAGUCUCUCAAAGCCUGUUUACAGCUGCUUAUUAAACACCAAAGGAGGACUGGAAUGUUGUCUAAACUCAACAACCCCUGAUGACCAUACCAAGGACUUUGGAGUCUCAUGUAAAUCUGUACAAAAUGUGCUGAUGUGCUCUGACCAUCAAAGUGGUCAGUUCCGACUAGUGGAUGGGAGGAGCUACAACAAAGGCAGACUGGAGGUGUGUGUGGGUGGUCAGUGGAGAGGGGUCUGUACUAGUCUGAGCAACACAACUGCUGGAGAGAUUUGCACUCGACUGGGAUUCUCUGGAGAUGAACCCACUGUGACGAGCUUUGAACAAACCAGAGGAGAUGUCUACUGUUGCAAUACUAAACUCUACUGUACCCAAUGCAAUAAUGGCAAUCAGACAGUGAGCAUUGGUCUAAGGUGUCCUACAUAUCAAGCAACUACAAGUAGUCAGUGCCCUACUACAAUAAUAAACAUACCACAAAACAUAGUAACAACAACAGCACAGCAAAAUCAGACUGAGAGUACUACCGAUGGUGGAUCUGUAACUGCUGUGAUUGUUGUUCUAGUGUUGGCAAUGGCUACCGGAUGUAUAAUUACAUGUGCUGUUGUUGUUUGGAAAAGAAUCAGUGCUCGCAAAAAUAGCAUUAAACCGAGCAGUGCAUCAGGAGCUACUACAAUUGCUACAAUUCCAAAUGAAAGCUACACGUUUCAGCAAGUGCAAGAUGAACAACUUUACAGUGAGGCUACACCAGUUACACAUAACUACAGCACGGCAGUCCUUAACCACGAAGGUGUAACCAUGCAUCCCCCGGUCAUAGACACCUAUGAUGUAAUCGGUCAUAAUCAGCCAAGGUUGAAUAAAGCUCAGGCAGCCAACCCACCAUCAGUAAGAGAUGAAGCUAUCGAGAAUCAAGAAGACUUUCACAAUGCUGAGCAGCACCUUUACGCAGCCGUAAACAAGAAAGCCAAAAAAAGGUUAUCACCAGACGAGAGUCCAUAUGACAAGACCUUUGCUAAAGAGAAGGAUACCACCGCAAUGUUGGAGGGAGGAGAAUACUCAAAGCUGAGGCAGUAAUUGAACAUUCGUUUGUAAUUGUGGGAACGAUUACUAUAACAAAAUUCUAUACUAUUAUGGUAACUGUAGAGAUAGUAAUAGCUUCAUGUAUUAGAUCUAGCAAAAAUGGCAAUGAUAUUUAUGUGUGUGCAACCUAAAGGGAUUUGAGGAUCUGGUACAGGAGCAUCGUAUUAUGAGGACAUCAACAGCUAACAACAUUUCUGCCAGCUUUCAGAAAUAAUAUGAUAUUGUAGUCAUUGAUGCAGCAUAAAAUAAUAUUAACCCAGUC